AUGAUUGGUGUGGAUGGUGAAAAAGGUGUUGGCAAAUCUUGCCUUAUCAACAAAUUUGCAAAUGAUGAUUUUGAAAAUGGAAUAUAUAAAGAAACUCUGCGUGCGUAUAUCACAACCACGCACAUUCAGUUAGAUAAUUACACUAUUAAAGUAGAAUUUUUGGAAAUCGGGGAUCUCAGACCAAAUAAAAUCUACAUUGACGGUGCUGUCCUCGUUUACGAUAUUUCUCAACCUGACAGCAAAACGAAAAUAAAGGAAUUACUAUUAGAUGAAUGUAGUAGUUAUUUCAAAGAAAAGAAUUAUUUUGGAGAGGAAUUUUUAUUUAAUGAGACUUCAAUUGAAGAGAAAACUAGCGCUAGUCUCAAUAAAAUUCUAGAAGAAACCAAUGAUCUAAAUGAAUUGACCUCUCCAAAAAAUAAGCAAUUCAAGUUCAUUAUGGAACAUGCAACAAAAUUAUAUUUGUAUGAGAUUCCAAAAGUUAUUUAUGGCAGGCAGCAACAAGUAGAA
Molecule: messenger RNA, 507 nt
Organism: Dentiscutata heterogama
Lineage: Eukaryota; Fungi; Glomeromycota; Glomeromycetes; Diversisporales; Gigasporaceae
Source: the annotation of a GenBank genome assembly